AUGCUGCGUGCCAUGAGUAAGGGCAGGCCUCGCACUUGCGUGCGGCUGUGCCAGCAGCAGCCAUGGCAGGCACUUGGGCGGCGUUUGUUCUCUGCUGACGGCAAGGGAUUCCCAAAUGCACUGCGAUUCGACUUGAGUGCUGCCGAGAUCGCGAAGACUUCACACGAGGUGAUGGAAUCCUACAAGAAGGGUUAUGGGCGUAUGGUGAGCGUGCCCUCUCGUGAACGCAACUUCCAGAACACUCUCCAGGGAAUCGCCGACCUGGACGCGUACUGCUCGGCGGUGUCGGAGAGCUGCGUGUUUCCCUCCUAUGUGUCGGUUCGGGACGCCGCCGGCGCGGCGAACAAGGCCCUCAGCGAGUUGGCCAUCGAGACCGCCAUGCGGGAGGACAUCUUUAAAGCGUUCACGGAGUACUACAACCAUACGAUGCCGCAGGAGACACUCACUCCCGUGCAGCGACGGCUGAUCGAGAAGACGAUGCAUGACUUCAAGAAGAACGGACUCAUGCUCUCACCCGAAAAGCGCGAGCAGCUCAAGGCCAUGCGCAAGAAGAUGUCCGACAACGCCAUCACCUUUCAGAAGAACCUCAACGAAGACACCACUGCCUUCUACUUCUCCCGGGAGGAGCUCGACGGCCUGCCCCAGGACUUCCUCGACGGCCUGGAGAAGGUCGAUGGUCAGGAGGGAGGCGCGACGAAGUACAAGGUGUCGCUACGGUACCCGGAGCUGCUGCCGGUGAUGCGGUAUGCCAACAAUGCAGAGACCCGCCGGAAGCUGGAUACCGCCAACGCCGCCAGAUCCAUGCGCGAGAACACGCCCCUUCUUGAAGAGACUCUUGCCCUGCGACACGAGGCGGCACUCUUGCUGGGCUACGAGGAUCACGCCAGCUAUGUGCUCGAAGAUCGUAUGGCCAAGAAUCCCGCGCAUGUGCUCGACUUCAUCAACGAGCUCUCAGUCAAGGUGGAGCCGCUGGCACGCCGGGAGUGGGAAAAGAUGAUCGCCCUUAAGAAAGCCACCGUGGGCGGCAGUGACAACGUUACCAUCGACUCCCACGACUUUACCUUCUACAACCAGAGGAUCCUCGAACGGGACUACCAGGUCGACGAAAACCUCAUCAAGGACUACUUCCCGUUCGAAACCGUGACCGAGGGCAUGCUGGGCGUGUACCAGGACAUUCUAGGUCUGCGUUUCGAGGAGCUCAACGAUGCGCACACGUGGCAUCGUGACGUGCGCAUGUACGCCGUAUACGACCGCUCAACCAAUGCUUUCAUGGGCCAGUUUUACCUCGAUUUGUGGCCGCGAGAGGGCAAGUACCCGCAUGCGGCCGUGUUCCCGUUGGUGCCCUCGCACCACUUUCCCUCCGGCUCGUCGUCCGACAUCCCGGCCUCGUUCCUCGCCCACCUCCAUCCUGUCACCGGUAAUGCGUGUUCUCCCUUCGCCCGAGUCAUCAUGGUGCCCAGAAAGCUGACAAGGCGGUGA
This is a messenger RNA of Acanthamoeba castellanii str. Neff, 1479 nucleotides long. Its product is annotated as peptidase family M3 protein. Gene Ontology annotation, biological process: peptide metabolic process; proteolysis. NCBI's taxonomy places the organism in Eukaryota, Discosea, Longamoebia, Acanthamoebidae. Gene Ontology annotation, molecular function: metalloendopeptidase activity. The record is from RefSeq and is a predicted model, not a curated record. The transcript is spliced from 14 exons. The coding region runs from base 1 to 1479 and encodes 492 amino acids.